AUGCUGCGCCUCGCGGCCAAGGUGGUGGCCUUCUUCUGGAGGAGGGCGGACAGCCCCGACGAGGAGGCCGGGCCGCGGGGGCUCGAGCUCCCCGAAGGUGACACCAAGUUGAAAACGGUCCAGGGUGUGGUGACGAGGUACUGCAGUGAUUAUGGCAUGAUUGACGACCUGAUCUACUUCUCCAGUGAGGUUGUGACUGGCAAAGUGCUUCUGAAUGUUGGGCAGGAAGUUGUUGCAGUUGUGGAAGAAAAUAAAGUGUCCAACGGACUGAAAGCAAUCAGAGUGGAAGCUGUCUCUGAUAAAUGGGAAGAGGACAGCAGAAACCAGGGCGGAGGGCUGUCCGACUCUGGCCCCCGAGUGCUGAUUGGCUGUGUGACAUCGCUGAUGAAGGGUGCUGGCUACAUCAAUCAGACCACGUACUUCUCUCUGAAGAGUGUUUGUGAAGGCUUCGAGCCGUGCAAGGGAGACUGGGUGGAGGCCACGUACUGGAUCCGGCCAGGCACCUGGAGCAGUGAGGCCGUGUCGGUGAAACCGCUGCGGUACAGGCGUGUGGACGGGGUCUGCAUCUCCAGCCUCUGUGGAAGAAACGGGGUGAUCGACGACAGUGUCUUUUUCACCUUGGACUCUCUGAAGCUCCCCAAGGGGUACGUGCCUCGACGGCACGACGUGGUCAGCGCCGUGGUGGUGGAGAGCAGCCAGUCCUGCUACACGUGGAGGGCGCUGUGCGUGACCCUGGUGAAGAGACGAGACGACUCCACCUCCGUGGCCGCUGAAGAGGCCUGCGAAGCCCUUUUACUGAAAAACAAAGGUGACAUCGAAGUCACGAGAAUGACGAGCUUCGGCACGCUGAAGGAGGGGGCCAGCAGCAGCAUGGUGGUCUGCAUAGAGAAUAAAGGGCAGGUCCCUCAGAACCUGGUCAGCUGCAAGCUGGCCGGCUGGGACAAGGGCAGGCAGUUCCGGUUCCACCUGCUGCAGGGCGCCCAGCACCGGCCGCUGGCACCGUCUGCUCCCGACCCUGAGAAGGAGGGGACCUUCUCAGCAGACAGCUGCCCGGCCAGCAGAAGCUACCGGACGUCGGAGAGCAGCUUGGCCCUCGGCAGAGGAGUCUCUCCAGAUGACUGUACCUGCAGAAGAGAAAGUGAGGGGCGAGAACAGGACGUCUCGAGGAGGCAGGCCGCAGAGCCCGAACCCAGUGGGCUCAUCCCUCCCGGUGGACAAACCCUGAUUGUGGUCGUUUGUGAGGCAAAGACCGUCGGCCGCUGCAGGGAGCUGCUCCUGCUCUGCUUCUCCAGCUUCCUCAUCGGGCGCUUCCUGGACGUGAGCGUGGUGAGUGCGGAGGAGUCACUGAUAGCCGUGCGCGAGCCCUUCCUGUGGAAGAAGUCUAAGAGUCCCCAGGCGCCAGCGCCCGUGAAGACCACGGUUGUGGUGACCACGCAGAAAAGGAACUCAAGACGUCAGCUUCCAAGUUUCCUUCCCCAGUACCCAAUACCCGAUCGACUGAAGAAAUGUGUGGAGCAAAAAAUUGACAUCCUGACUUUUCAGCCGUUACUUGCAGAGCUUCUGAACAUGUCAAACUACAAGGAGAAGUUCUCGACGCUGCUCUGGCUGGAGGAAAUCCACGCAGAAAUGGAGCUGAGAGAGUAUAACAUGAGCGGGGUCAUCUUGAGGAGAAGCGGGGAUUCGCUGGUGCUGGAGGUCCCUGGGCUGGCCGAGAGCCGGCCGUCUCUGUAUGCAGGCGACAAACUGGUUUUGAAAACACAGGAGUACGAGGGACACGCUGUCGAGUACAUUGGCUACGUGGCAAAGAUUCACGAAGAAGACGUAACUCUUAAACUGAAUCCUGAAUUUGAACAAGCAUAUAACUUUGAGCCUAUGGACGUGGAAUUCACGUAUAACAGGACCACAAGCCGGCGGUGUCACUUCGCACUUGAGCAAGUCAGCCACUUGGGAGUGAAAGUGUUGUUUCCAGAAGAAGUCAUCUUACAGUCUCCCCAAGUGACAAGCAGUUGGAACCACAUGCAAGAUGCCAAAAACCAUGGACAGCCCACCACCGAGAACAGGAAAACUGUGAAGGACCAACCUAAGCCUGCCACCAAGACAAAGCAGGCGGGGGCGCAGGAUGCACAGGGGCCCGCAGGCUCUGCUGCAGGGACAAGUCACCUGGGAGACCAGCUGCCGCCCCCGGCCGGAGAGGAGUUUUUCAGCCCACUGCUCAACGAGAACCAGAAGCUGGCCGUGAGGAGGAUUCUGAGUGGCGACUGCCGCCCCCUCCCGUACGUCCUCUUCGGGCCCCCUGGAACCGGGAAGACGGUGACGAUCAUAGAGGCUGUGUUACAGGUGUACCACGCCUUGCCUGACAGUCGGAUCCUGGUGUGCGCGCCCUCCAACAGUGCGGCUGACCUCGUGUGCUUGCGGCUGCAUGAGAGCCGCCUGCUGCGGCCGGGCACCAUGGUCCGCGUGAACGCCACCUGCAGGUUUGAGGAGACGAUCAUCGAGGCCAUCAAGACCUACUGCAGAGACGGGGAGGACAUCUGGAGGGCCUCCCGCUUCCGGGUCAUCAUCUCCACGUGCAGCAGUGCGGGGCUCUUCUACCAGAUCGGCGUGCGAGUCGGGCACUUUACACACGUGUUUGUGGACGAAGCCGGACAGGCCAGUGAGCCGGAAUGCCUCAUCCCUCUGGGGCUGGUUUCCGACGUCAGUGGCCAGAUCGUCCUUGCUGGAGACCCCAUGCAGCUCGGGCCCGUCAUCAAGUCCAGACUCGCCAUGGCCUACGGGCUGAAUGUGUCCAUGCUGGAGAGGCUGAUGUCCCGCCCCGUGUACCUGAGAGACGAAAACGCGUUUGGCGCCUGUGGUGCCUACAACCCCUUGCUGGUGACGAAGCUGGUGAAGAACUACAGGUCCCACGCGGCCCUGCUGGCCCUGCCCUCCCGGCUGUUCUACCACAAGGAGCUCGAGGUCUGCGCGGACCCCGCGGUGGUGACCUCCUUGCUGGGCUGGGAGAAGCUGCCGAGGAAAGGCUUCCCCCUCGUCUUCCACGGCGUGAGGGGUAGCGAAGCUCGCGAAGGGAGGAGCCCAUCGUGGUUCAACCCGGCCGAAGCUGUCCAGGUCAUGCGCUACUGCUGCCUCCUGGCCAGGAGCCUCUCCAGCCAGGUGUCCGGGCGAGACAUCGGGGUGAUCACACCCUACCGAAAGCAGGUGGAGAAAAUCAAAAUUCUUUUGAGAAACGUGGAUCUGUUGGACAUAAAGGUCGGCUCAGUAGAGGAGUUCCAAGGACAGGAGCACUUGGUUAUCAUCAUCUCAACCGUCCGGUCAAAUGAAGAUCGAUUUGAAGAUGACAGAUAUUUUUUGGGUUUCUUGUCCAACUCAAAAAGAUUUAACGUUGCCAUCACCAGGCCCAAAGCCUUGCUGAUUGUGCUGGGAAACCCUUACGUCCUCGUCAGAGACCCCUGCUUCGGAGCUUUGCUGGAGUACAGCAUCACCAACGGCGUGUACACAGGCUGCGACCUGCCGCCCGAGCUGCGGCACCUGCAGAAGUGA
Molecule: messenger RNA, 3537 nt
Organism: Molossus molossus (Pallas's mastiff bat)
Lineage: Eukaryota; Metazoa; Chordata; Mammalia; Chiroptera; Molossidae
Gene: MOV10L1
Product: Mov10 like RISC complex RNA helicase 1
Exons: 26
Coding region: 1-3537 (1178 amino acids)
Molecular function (GO): helicase activity
Source: RefSeq, a predicted model, not a curated record